This is a messenger RNA of Electrophorus electricus (electric eel), 2825 nucleotides long. NCBI's taxonomy places the organism in Eukaryota, Metazoa, Chordata, Actinopteri, Gymnotiformes, Gymnotidae. The record is from RefSeq and is a predicted model, not a curated record.
UUCACGCACGGUAAAUGGAGAUGAUAUAACUCAUAAAGUGCAUUUGGAAUACGCACGAAGUACGGCAAUUUUUUAUCGUAAGAAGCGAUAUUGACCUCUGGCUGAACUCCGGAUGUGUGUGGAGACUGCUGAUUGGCGGGGAAUGUGUUGGUGUGCAGUGCUUCUGUUGAUAAUGGGUGUGUCUGAAUCAGGGGAACCACCCUGGCCCUGUCCUCAAUGUUGCGAGUGCUCACCUGAAAAUCUCAUGGUCAACUGCUCCUCAAACAACUUGACCUCUGUACCUGACAACAUCAAUGCCAAAACCCAUCACUUAAACCUAGCCAAUAAUCUCCUUAAGACACUCAGACAUCGGCAGUUCUCUACUCUUUCACAGCUACAAGAACUGGAUCUGAGUGAGAACAUUCUGUCAACAAUUGAAGUGGAAGCCUUCCAUGGCCUGCAGAACCUUCUCACGCUGCGGCUGUCACAGAACCGACUCAAGAUCCUUCCAGUCGGCGCAUUCUCUGGACUUCCAAGUCUCCACCUCCUGGACAUCAGUGAAAAUGAGAUUCUUAUUUUUUUAGACUACACAUUCCGUGAGAUGACGUCUUUGCGAAAGCUGGAGGCAAGCGAGAAUGACCUUUUGUUUAUCUCCAAACGCGCCUUCAGCGGCCUGUUGAACCUACGGGAGCUGAGCCUGGACAGGUCUAACCUUACGUCGGUCCCAAGUGAGGCACUGUCACAGCUCACUGGGCUGUCAUGCCUGCGUUUAUGUCUAGCUGAGCUCACGAUACUGCCCAACAACUCAUUCAGACGGCUGGGACGGCUAAGGGAGCUGACCGUGUCCAACUGUCCCUUGCUGGGCUCACUUGCCACUAACAGCCUGAUCGGCCUAAACCUCACUUCCUUGACACUUACCUACUGCAACCUGAGCUCUGUUCCCUAUGUCCCUCUGCAACACUUGGUCUACCUGUGCUACUUGGACCUGUCCUAUAACCCCAUCAUCUCCAUCCAUCCUAACCUGCUGGGAGACCUACUUCGGCUGCAGGAGUUCCACUUGGUUGGUGGGAGUCUCCUGAGAGUGGAGCCAGGUGCAUUUCAUGGCCUCGUCUAUAUCCGCUUGCUCAACAUGUCAUCCAAUCAGCUAGUGACGCUGGAGGAAACAGCCUUUCACUCAGUGGGUACCCUUGAGGUUCUUCGGCUGGAUAAUAACCCACUCAUCUGUGACUGCCGCCUGCUCUGGGUUUGGCGUCACCAUUUGCACCUGGACUUUGACAAAAAGCCACCUAUCUGCAACUUACCUGUGCAUGUACAGGGUAGAAUGAUCCAGGACUUCACACAAGUUCAACUUCCAGGUCUGUUCACUUGUCGGCAGGCGCGUAUUCUGAACCGCAAGCCCCAGGAAGUGCGCACUGAUGAGGGUCAUACGGUCCAGUUCUUCUGCCAGGUGGAUGGAGACCCCACCCCCUCCAUCAUCUGGCUGAGCCCUCAUCGCACCCUCCUGUCCACUACUGGUCGGAUCCGUGUGUUGUCCAACGGGACCCUUGAAGUGCGAUACUCACAGGUGCAGGACAGUGGAUAUUACCACUGUUUCGCCUCCAAUGCAGCAGGGAAUGACAGCAUUUCCGUCAGUCUCCAGGUACGGGGCUUUCCUGCUUCUUCACCACGGAACCGUUCAAUCCACUUUUUCAUGGAGGGCUGGAGCUUCACAUCCACUCAGUCACCCGUCAAUGACUCCCAGGGUCUACGGCCAUUUCCAUUUGACAUGAAGACACUGAUCAUCGCUGUGACUAUGGGCUUCUUGUCAUUCCUGAGCUCGGUGGCAGUCUGUUUUGUGUUCAUGUUCUUCUGGAGUCAAAGCAAGGGGCAGAUCAAACAUACAGCCACCAUUGACUUUGUACCUCACAGUGCAGGGGCAGGACCAGCCAGAGGAGGGAGUGGUACAGAUAAUAACAGGUUGACCAUGAAGCUUUUAUGAUGAAACAAAGAAUGCAUCAGGGUUUGGAUGAUGCACUUUCAUGGUAAAGCAGAUACACAAAGCUUUUAAAUACUUAACACCCUAUUAAAAAGGAAAAUGUGUUCAGCUGUGGGUGGGCUAUAGGGGGCAGUCCUGAGGGGGUCAUAAAGCCCAUAUGAAACAGCAGAGAACACAUAAACUACUGCUUAGCCAUAAUACAUGGAGCUAAUGUGAGACGCAUGGAGCUUUGCAACUGUAACCACAACGAUUCCACCAGAAGAUCUACCAGUCUGACUUAAUUUAAGGAAGAAGGCAAAUGCAUGAAGUCUUUGAUGCAAAGAGAAGAUGCAAAAUCCAGACUGAUUUAAGGAAGUAGAGAGGCAGAGCGUCACGAGAAUAACCAAAACGUUGUUUAGUAUGAAGUCUGACUCCACAUGGGACCCAGUCUGAAGUGGCAGCAGCACAGACUCUGCUUUUUGGGACCUGCAUGACAGCAUGAGAUUAUUUAAAGAUGAGUCCUGUGUUUAUAGCUUUAAAGGCUUGAGUGCAUGAGUGCAUGUCGUGAGAUGUUACAUGUGCUAAAAUUAGGUGAUGUAUGAUUAUGCACAAUAGGCAGAAGAAUACGUAUGAAUAGGUAUGUACUCCGUUGUAUGCAUUAAUUUUUUUUCUUGAUUGCCUAAAGCUACUGCAAAACAGAAUCAACCUUCACCUGAGAGUAACAGCAGUGUUCUGUAGUGAGAAAUAAAAGCUAAAGCUUCGCAUUUCAUUUGCCAAACGCACCACAACAUGGAAGCUUAAACUGGCACAGAAGCAGAUUCACCAAAAAACAAAACAGGUGUUCAUAUGAAACUGUUCUUUUGCAAAUCCCUGUUUCACCUACUGAUCAGAA